AUGCCUCUUAACAUUGUUGUCAUCGGAGCCGGGCUCGGUGGGCUGGCCGCCGCCCUUUCCAUCAAGCAAGAGUCGCCGGCUCACAGCGUUUUGGUUGUGGAAUCAGCUCCUGUACUAGCCGAGAUCGGCGCAGGUCUCCAACUUACACCCAAUGCGACCCGGCUGCUGCUAAGGUGGGGAUUGAAAACCAGCCUCGAGCCUCUGGCUAGCAGUCCCGAGGAAUUCCUCGUCCGUCGCUUUGACGGCCGCAAGAUCCUUGGCCACCGACAGAACUUUGCUGCUGAAAUGCUCAACAAGUACAAGUCACCCUAUUGGGAUAUGCACCGAGCAGAUCUCCAGCUUGCCAUGUUUGAACGGGCCAAGAGCCUCGGUAUCCGCUUCGAGUUUGGUACAAUAGUGACUGAUGUAGAUCCCGCCGUUCCUCAGCUGACUACAGACAAGGGUGAUAAGAUCACCGGGGAUCUGGUGAUAGCUGCAGAUGGACUUUGGUCAAAGACUCGGUCCAAGAUUCUCGGUAGGCCUAGUCAGCCGAUAGCCACAGGAGAUCUUGCGUAUCGAAUUAUUCUCAAGAAGGAAGACAUUCAAGAUCCUGAGCUACGAGAAUUCAUUGACAAGCCGCGUGUCUGCUUAUGGGCUGGCCCAGAAUGCCAUGCGAUUUACUACCCACUUAAGAACAACACGAUGGCAAAUAUUGUUCUCUUGGUCCCAGAUAAUCUGCCAGACAAUGUGGCCAAGAUGCCUGGUGAUCUCUCCGAAAUGAGGGAGAUCUUUGACAAGUGGGAUCCGCUAUUGCAAAAGUUUCUCUCUCAAGUGGACAAGAUUGAUAAAUGGAAGCUCAUGCAUCUGGACGAGCUGGAGCGCUGGUAUAACGAGGAGGCCACCGUCGCAUUCUUGGGUGACUCAUGCCAUCCCAUGCUGCCGUACAUGGCACAGGGAGCUGGUUCUGCUAUCGAAGACGGUGCUGCGUUGGGUAUUAUCCUCUCCAAAGUGGACAGAAGAGAGCAGCUCCCUCAAGCUCUGAAGACGUAUGAGAACCUGAGAAUUCCCCGGAGCAGCGCGUUGCAGAAAUGGAGCGUGAAGCAGAGACACAUCAAUCACUUGCCCGAUGGUCCUGAGCAAGAAGCUAGGGACCGUCUGGCAGAAUCACAACUCUACGAUCAGCAGCCAGGCUACCCAUUUUACUGGAUCGACCCAGGCGCACAAGACUUUGUCUAUGGAUAUGAUGUUGUCGCUGAGGUCAGUCGUUCAUAG
Molecule: messenger RNA, 1251 nt
Organism: Fusarium proliferatum ET1
Lineage: Eukaryota; Fungi; Ascomycota; Sordariomycetes; Hypocreales; Nectriaceae
Exons: 7
Coding region: 1-1251 (416 amino acids)
Biological process (GO): secondary metabolite biosynthetic process
Molecular function (GO): monooxygenase activity; FAD binding
Source: RefSeq, a predicted model, not a curated record